CUCUCGGAGCGAUUAACUCAGGGCCAGUCGACCACGCUAAUAGAUAAAUGCGUGCAAUGCGUAUCAUGCUGUGUCGGAAACACACACUGUGUGCACACUACUAGACGAUAGCCGUUGGAGUGAGCGAAAUACAAGAGUGAGAUAAAAAGAGAGGGAAAAUACUCGAGUGACGUUUCCGAAUGCAGCCUUACAGAAGCUAAAGUAGCUAAAUAGUUUAGCAGUUAACGUAUUCUCUCUUCAACAAAUAUUUUUUAUAAUGGCGACAAUAACGAGAUUGGCGAAAAUAAAUUUUAUUAGUAUACGUAUGUAUAGUUCCAAAGUGAAAUUAAAUGAUGUUGUUGUAAUCAGUGCUGUACGUACUCCAAUGGGCUCAUUCCUUGGAUCUUUAUCAAAAGUUUCAGCAACAAAACUUGGUGCAGUAGCUGUGCAGGCAUCUAUUGAAAGAGCUAAUAUUGCUAAAGAACAAAUUAAAGAAGUAUACAUGGGCAAUGUCUGCCAAGGUUUUCUAGGUCAAGCACCAGCAAGACAGGCUGUAUUAUUUGCAGGUCUUCCAAAGUCAACAAUAUGUACUACAGUAAAUAAAGUCUGUGCAAGUGGCAUGAAAAGUAUCAUGUUGGCUUCCCAGUCUCUACAGUGUGGCCAUCAAGAGAUUGUUCUAGCUGGUGGUAUGGAGUCUAUGUCUAAUGUACCAUAUUACUUAGCUCGUGGUGAAACAUCAUAUGGUGGAUUGAAACUUGAAGAUGGUAUUGUGUUUGACGGAUUGACUGACGUCUACAACAAAUGUCACAUGGGUAAUUGUGCUGAGAACACAGCUAAGAAAUUAAAUAUUUCUCGCCAGCAACAAGAUGAAUAUGCAAUCAGUAGUUACAAACGUAGUGCAGCGGCUUAUGAAAUUAAUGCAUUUAAAGAUGAAUUAGUAUCUGUCAGUGUGCCUCAGAAGAAGAGUAAACCAGCUGUAAUUUUCAGUGAAGAUGAGGAAUAUAAAAAGGUCAACUUUGAGAAAUUUUCCAAAUUGAGCACUGUUUUCCAGAAAGAUAACGGCACAGUUACCGCUGGAAAUGCAUCUACGUUAAAUGAUGGAGCUGCCGCAUUAGUUUUGACGACUAGCGAGAUUGCUCAGAAAUUGAAUCUCAAACCUCUAGCUAGAAUUGUCGCUUUCCAAGACGCGGCAACGGAUCCUAUAGAUUUCCCAAUUGCACCAGCUCUUGCGGUGCCAUCACUACUUCAAAAUGCUGGAGUUAAUAAAAACGACAUAGCUCUUUGGGAAAUCAAUGAAGCAUUCAGCGUAGUAGCUGUAGCAAAUCAAAAAUUACUCGAUAUCGAUCCUACUAAAGUAAAUGUUCAUGGUGGAGCUGUUUCGCUUGGACACCCUAUAGGCAUGUCGGGCGCACGUAUUGUAGUACACUUGGUGCAUGCUCUUAAAACUGGAGAAAAAGGUGUUGCAUCAAUUUGUAAUGGAGGCGGAGGUGCGUCAUCGAUCUUGAUUGAGAAAUUGUAAAUUUGUAAAUGACAAACAUAGCUUUGCCAUUUUAUAAAACUUAAUUUUUAAUGAUGUAUGUUUGUUUAUUGGGACAAUCGCCGAGAUAAUAUUGAUAGAUGGAGUGUAUGAAAAAUACGAAUUAUUUUUAUACUAUGAGAUGUUAUAUUCAUGUUAUUUUAUUUUUUUAAUAUAAAUAUAAACAUGUAUAUAAAUAUUUUA
Molecule: messenger RNA, 1699 nt
Organism: Odontomachus brunneus
Lineage: Eukaryota; Metazoa; Arthropoda; Insecta; Hymenoptera; Formicidae
Gene: Acat1
Product: acetyl-CoA acetyltransferase, mitochondrial
Exons: 8
Coding region: 257-1498 (413 amino acids)
Biological process (GO): fatty acid beta-oxidation
Molecular function (GO): acetyl-CoA C-acetyltransferase activity
Source: RefSeq, a predicted model, not a curated record